AUGUUCUUUAACUCUCAAACCCUAAAAAGAAGAACCCAACAACCCUCAGAACAAACUUUGGCUCCAACUCAAAAUGGCAUUCCCCUCCUUAACCAUCCCUACAUCCAUCACAUCUCUUCUAAUCUUCCAACAACUGAAAAAAGAGGGAGAAGAAGGAUAACAGAGCCAGGUAGGUUUCUUGGAGUGAGAAGAAGGCCAUGGGGAAGAUAUGCAGCAGAAAUAAGAGACCCUGCAACAAAGGAAAGACAUUGGCUUGGCACAUUUGAUACAGCUUUUGAAGCAGCUUUAGCUUAUGACAAAGCUGCAAUCUCCUUAAAAGGAGCUCAAGCUAGAACAAACUUCAUCUAUCCCGAACUUUCCUCCAUCUCCUCCUUCCCUCUUUCAUCCAACCAAACCCUAACCCUAGCUUCAUCAUCAACUUCAUCACCCAAUCUCACAUCUCCACAUCCACUUCCACUUCCCUUACCAUCUAACCAAACAAGUGAUGACUUCCCUUGUGAGUUUGAAUUCUAUGGUGAUACAAAGUCUGGUGACCUCAGCAGUAUUGUAACUGAAAGCUCUCUUAGAUGUGCUACCUCCAAGUCUUGUGGACUCAACACUGAGGUACUUGAUUUCUCACCACCAAGUGAAGUUGUUCCUUCUGAUGAUUUCUCUAGGGUUGUCAGUAAAGUGGAGGAAGGAAAUCAUGAUUUAGGUUGUUUGAUGGAAGAGCCUUUGUGGGAGCUGAGUCCAAGUCAGACAGCCAUGAAUGGUCAGGUUCGGGCUGGUUCAGAAGCAGCUUUGAUGGAGAAUUGGUGUUGGACUGAUGAUGUGUUUGAUUAUGAUUACUGUCCACUUUUUUUAUGA
Phalaenopsis equestris is the source of this 846-nucleotide messenger RNA. RefSeq names its product ethylene-responsive transcription factor ESR2-like. Gene Ontology annotation, molecular function: DNA binding; DNA-binding transcription factor activity. The record is from RefSeq and is a predicted model, not a curated record. Gene Ontology annotation, biological process: regulation of DNA-templated transcription. The coding region runs from base 1 to 846 and encodes 281 amino acids. Lineage: Eukaryota; Viridiplantae; Streptophyta; Magnoliopsida; Asparagales; Orchidaceae. The transcript has a single exon.